Pararge aegeria (speckled wood butterfly) is the source of this 1222-nucleotide messenger RNA. RefSeq lists its product as uncharacterized. Lineage: Eukaryota; Metazoa; Arthropoda; Insecta; Lepidoptera; Nymphalidae. Bases 43 to 1143 code for a protein of 366 amino acids. The record is from RefSeq and is a predicted model, not a curated record. The transcript is spliced from 3 exons.
CACUAACACUUCUCAAAUAUUACGCGUAAAUUUAUCGAAAAAAUGCCUAAAAGGAAGUUUAAGGACAGUGAGGUCGAUUAUAUUAAUUAUAAAAUAAGAAAAUUGGAACGAAAAUUGGACGUAUUACGUACACGUAGAGAAUCGUCGACCUCUUCGUCAUCAUCGGAGUCCCUUAUACUACAAUAUAAUAAAGGCGAGGAAAUUGUGGUUUGCUCAAGGCCACCCAGUCCAAUAGAAGAAGUUGAAAUUACGACGGAAAAUGCGGAGAUGGACAUACCGCAUCCUGAGGUACCUAUAACGUCUGAUGAUGUUGCAAUUAUUAAUGAGGUACCGGAACCCGUAGAAGUACCUACGCUGGAAAAUGAGAACCUGCCCGACGAGAUCAUAGAAAUUUUGGGACAAGACCCAACAUCCAUUUCCGAAUAUAGUUCAGAAAUUCGUAAAGCGUUAGCCGACCGCUUAAUCCAUAUAGCCACUACAGGUCUUGAUAAGGAAGCGCGCAAGGAAUUGUUUCGAAACAAAAAAUAUUUCAUUCCUAGCAACUGCAAGCAAAUCGCGGCACCGUUACUCAAUCUUGAAAUCAAGGCCGCCUUGACGGAACACGUGUUAAAACGCGAUAAGGGUAUGGAAGCUAGACAAAAACAAAUCGCUUCAGCCAUUUCUUGUUUCGCUCAAGUAAUGGACUUACAAAUACAAAAUCAGGCAGAUAGCAAAAUAAUAAAGGACAUUAUGGAAGGAUUAAGGAUGCUUUGCGAUAUUCAAUACACGGACUCAAUGAAAAGAAGAUAUUUUAUCUCGUCAUGCCUCAAAAAAGAAGUGAAUGAUCAUCUUUCACAAACAAAAAUAGAUAAGUAUAUUUUUGGUAAAAAUGUAGCUGAGACUUUAAAGACUGCUAAGAUAGUCUCGAAGUCGGGAACAGAAAUAAGGGUUCAAGACGUUAACAGUAAAACAGUAAUUAAGAGAAAAACACAACCUCAACCGUCAACCUCAAGAGGUUUAAACUGGAAAGCUCCGCCGGCGCGCAGGCAGCCGGCCCAAACCAGGAGCCGCCCGCCUGUUCACGCGCAGAAGCCCGACUACUCAUCGAAAGGGUCGCGGCAGCAGCAGCAGCAGCAUCAGCAACGGAACACGCGCCGAUUUUAAACGAGAUGGAACGUACAGAAAAACCUUACCCUGGUUGCCGGGAUAUUAUACGGCGGUCGUUACUACGACGAGACGUCCC